Caretta caretta (loggerhead turtle) is the source of this 2995-nucleotide messenger RNA. RefSeq names its product proline rich transmembrane protein 1B. The record is from RefSeq and is a predicted model, not a curated record. Lineage: Eukaryota; Metazoa; Chordata; Testudines; Cheloniidae. Gene Ontology annotation, cellular component: membrane.
UCCUAUUCCUCUUUGCAGCUUGGGGGCGGGCCUGGGGACCGGCUCUGUCCGGUGGUGGAUAAAGGGCCCUGGAUCUGCAAGGAAGAAGAGAACAGGAAAGGCAGAGCGGAGGAGCAGAGGAUCCUGGAGCAUCUGUUUCUCAGGGGAGGAAGACGGUGAAAGGCGGAAAGGAGCGAGAGAUCGGGGGGGGGGGGGCUCUGAUUCUCAGCAAGGGAAGAAGGAAGGUGAAAGGCAGAAAGAAAAGAGUGACUGUUGCGGGUUUGCUCCGCCGAGCAGAAGAAGGACGUGAGGGGCAGAGCGGAGGACAGCAAACACCCUGAAUUUGCCCAGUGGACCCCAGGGCCCUGAGGCAGUAGUGGGUGCAAAAGGGGAGCGAGAAAGGUCACUCAGAGGGGAGAACGCCCCAAGUCAACUCAGGAAAUACAGCAAGCCGGCACCAGAGGAGCAGGAGAACGGCCUGGAGGAGGAGAGGGGAGGCCUGGAAAUUAGGGGGCUUGGAGACACGCCCUGAGGGAGUGGCAGACCAGCAAAGGCUCCUAGGAGGAGUGCGGCACCAUGAGUUACCCAGGCUAUGGUAAAGGCCCCGAGCCCUCCGUCCCUGCUCAGCCGCCCCCAUACUCCAACGUGCCGCCUUAUGGGGCCCCUCCUCCGCUACUGCCCUCAGACCGGCAACUCCCCACUCCAAGCUACGGGGCAGCUCCCAACCAACAGGGCUAUUACCCUCCAUACAACGAGGACCCCAACCGGGGCCCGAUGGGCUAUGCCCCACAGCAGGUCAUCCUGGUCUCCCCACCUCCUGCCAAGGAGAAUGACUACCUGGGCUACUCCAUCUUCACCCUCCUCUGCUGCUGCCUGCCCCUGGGCAUCGUGGCGCUGGUGUAUUCCAUCCAGACCCGGGAUGCCAACAGCAGCGGGAACACUAGCCAAGCACAGCAGAGUUCCCGGAUGGCCCGGAUUUUCAACCACACAGCCCUGGGGGUGGGGAUUGUGGUGCUGAUCGUGUGGGUCGCCAUUGUGAUUGCCAUCAGCGUCUCAGCCUAUAGAUAAAACCCCUGAGGGACUGAUCCUUCCGCCCCGCCCUGCCCCCCAGCUCUAAGCCGAGCCCUCCAAUAGGGGGCAGUGGUUUUGAACACCUCCCUGAAUCCAUACACACAGACCCGCAUUCACCACAACACAACCAUCUCCUCAGCCCACCCACACAGUCACAAAGCAGCCAGUCUGUGCCCCCACAUACAACAUCCCCCCCUUGCCAGCCCCCCAGCCCACAUCAUGGGACCCAGGGAGAAUGAGCCCCCUCUGCCAGCCAUCAGGACUCACACACCCUAGACCCCCCAAGUAGGCCAAGUACCACUCCCCUCCCCCCCAGGGCGCAUGGCCCAAUGAGGGCGCAAAGGACUCUGGGAGACACUGGGACUGGACGGGACUUCAGACGGGGUCUGAGAUGAUUCAGACACGGCAAAGGGGGCUAAGAGGAGUGUGGACCCAAAUGUCCUCCUGCCCCCCCCUCAAUCUGGCCUUACCCCCCUGGCUCCCCACCACCACCACCCAUCUGGGGUCCGUUUCGGGCCACACCAUUGGAUUCUGGGAAAAACGGGACUGGCCAGCCCAUUGGCUAAGAUUGUCUCAUGUCCCCCUUUGUUGUGUGAGAGGAUAAGAGCUCUACUACUCCUGCUGUCUGGUGGAGAGACUCCUUUAAUGCCACCUAGAGGAUACCAGCUCGACUACCACUGCUGGUUAAUGGCUGAAGGAGCUGUGAGCAGGGCCUGUCAUGGCCUGACCAGCAGGAGCACUCCCUGCUGGGUAACCCCAGAAGUCUGGUCCCUGAUCAGCAUCCUAGUGGCAAAAUCCAGAAAGAGAGCGCGCAGCUGUCCUCACUCCUCCAGUGGGUCCCCAGAACGAACGCCCGUCUGCCUUGAGAAACCAGCUGCGGGCGCCCGGCUGGGAAAGCCACCCCCUGCCAGCUGCACUGACGAGCAGCAAAAAGCCUCUUGUAUGCAGGUGCUAGGGGGUGGCACACUUCCAAUGCCACCUGCGCCUCGGGAAUGACAGUCCCGGGUUACUGCGAAACGACAGCUUCUGAAGGCCUCAAAACGCAGGCGGUUUCCCCAGUGUUUCACCCACCAGCCUUCGCCCGUCUGUCCAGAGGUUGCCCUCGAUCCGCUGACAGCACUGAGGCUGGACACACUCGCGACUUUAAUGCUCAGUGGAAGCUAGACGCAUUCAGGCUGGAAACGAGGGGUCCGUGUCCAACAAGGAGGGGAAUGCUGGGGUGGUUUUCUAAAAAAAUCUGCUCUCAUGCAAAUGGGGGUUCAUUUGGGAAAGCGUUCAGGCUUUGUUGUGAUCACCGGGCUCCUUUCUGACCCUGUGAUCGACAAAGCUACCGAUGGACAGUGCUGCCAAGAGCUAGGUAGGAUUCUUACGUGACUCUUUGGUUAAAGGGGCAUUGGGCGCUCCAGAGGAAUUCGGAGGGGUUCAGCGUUAUCCCCCAUAUAUUACCUUUGGGUACAGUCAUGCGUGGGACGGCCUGGCUAUGGAGUAUUGCCCAGGUGAGGUCAUUUUGAAUUGAAUUGCCGUUCUUGGCUCGAUCAGUAGCUUGUCUCCCUUCUUCAAUCCCACUUGAGAAUCCUUUGCUUGACUUUAGAAGCGAGAUCCACUAAUUCCAUGGACAGCCGAGCUCUUUUGGGGAUAUUUCAGGCUCCGUGUAGAUACUAAAUUCCCCCAGCAGAAGGGGUAGGGACAGAGACUAAAUGUUUGCUGUGUAGCGAGACUGGGAUGAGAUCUUGUUGCAUGGGCUGAGCACUCCGAAAUUGUAGCAUCCCGCGGGGAGUUCAGUUUCUGCGGCUCGGCUAACCAGCUUCCCGUUGCUUUCUGCAAACUCUCGGCUGCUUUCAAAGUUAUUUUUGGCUAGUAAAACACUGAUAUGUGCUCAUGCUCCAGUCGGUGCUGUAAGGAUCACGGAUCCAGAGGGAACUGGCUCAUUAAAUUAUUUAACCAA